Hemiscyllium ocellatum (epaulette shark) is the source of this 654-nucleotide messenger RNA. RefSeq names its product oligodendrocyte transcription factor 3-like. Gene Ontology annotation, molecular function: protein dimerization activity. The transcript has a single exon. The record is from RefSeq and is a predicted model, not a curated record. Bases 1 to 654 code for a protein of 217 amino acids. NCBI's taxonomy places the organism in Eukaryota, Metazoa, Chordata, Chondrichthyes, Orectolobiformes, Hemiscylliidae.
AUGAGCGAGUUGCUGAAGUCGCCCCCGAACGAAGUGCUGCUGGUCACCUCCACCCUGUAUAACAUCCCUCACAAGGUCGAUCCGGCCGAGCGCUCCCGCUCCCCGGACGAGUCGCCCAGCCCCACCCCGUCGGCCAAGUCGAGGAGCAAGAAGGACCUGUCCGAGGACGAGCAGUUCCUGCUGAGGAAGAAGAUCAACAGCCGGGAGCGCAAGAGGAUGCACGACCUGAACGUCGCCAUGGACGCGCUCCGGGAGGUCAUGCCGUACGCCCACGGCCCCUCGGUGCGGAAACUCUCCAAAAUCGCCACGCUGCUGCUGGCCAGGAACUACAUCCUGAUGCUGACCAGCUCCCUGGAGGAGAUGAAGCGGCUGCUGGGCGAGAUGUACGGCCGGAGCGGCUCGGCGACGCGCCUGGGCCAGCUGCCCGUGCUGACCGCCGCCGGGGGCUCGCUGCUGCUCGGGGCCGCCCCUUCGCUCUUGACCCUCGGCAGCCCCCGCCACUCCUCCCCCGGCAUCAAGUGCCCCCUGACUCCGGACGAUCAGCCUUGCUUCCAGCAGUGGGCCGGCUCUCCCUGUGCCUGCGCGGCCUGCAGAUUUCACUGCCUUCCCUCCAGCCUCAGUGCACCCAGUCACCAGGCCAGGUUUCCCAAGUGA